UUGAGUGUGGGAAGAGCUUUACUAGAGCUGAGCAUCUGAAACGGCACCAAAGAAUUCAUACUGGAGAAAAACCUUACCAGUGCUCAUCGUGUGACAAGAGGUUCACUAUGUCUACACACCUGAAAGCACAUCAGCGGGUUCAUACUGGAAAGAAGCCACUCCGCUGCACUCAGUGUGGGAAGAGUUUCAGAAAAGCAACCGUUCUCAAAAUUCAUCUGCGUGUUCACGCUGGAGAAAAGCCAUUUAACUGUGAUCAGUGUGGUAAAGAUUUUAAUUCAUCGUCAAAUCUUAAAGAACAUCUAAAAAUUCAUACAAACGAGAGGCCUUAUGCGUGCUCUUUUUGUGGAAAGAGAUUUUCACGGAUGUCUCAUUAUAAACGGCAUCAGAAGGUACAUAGCGGUGUGAGAGAUCAUGUGUGUUGUGAGUGUGGGAAGAGCUUCGUUACGGACGUCCAUUUGAAACGACACCGAAGAAUUCAUACUGGAGAAAGACCUUUCAAGUGCUCGUACUGUGAAAAGAGUUUCUCUCGGUUGGAGCACCUGAAAUCACACGAGCGAGUUCAUACAGGAGAGAAGCCGUACUACUGUCCUCCAUGUGAGAAGAGCUUUAGACAUUUACCAAGCCUUCUCACGCAUAUGAAAAAAUGUAAGAAGUCGUCACAGUGAACAACGUUCAUUUUCAUGUCAAAUACACUGAUGAGCCAAAACAUUAUGACCAAUCACAGGUG
Megalobrama amblycephala (Wuchang bream) is the source of this 727-nucleotide messenger RNA. Its product is annotated as zinc finger protein 436-like. NCBI's taxonomy places the organism in Eukaryota, Metazoa, Chordata, Actinopteri, Cypriniformes, Xenocyprididae. Gene Ontology annotation, cellular component: nucleus. The coding region runs from base 108 to 665 and encodes 185 amino acids. The record is from RefSeq and is a predicted model, not a curated record. The transcript has a single exon.